Perca flavescens (yellow perch) is the source of this 9407-nucleotide messenger RNA. RefSeq names its product nuclear factor I/C (gene nfic). NCBI's taxonomy places the organism in Eukaryota, Metazoa, Chordata, Actinopteri, Perciformes, Percidae. Gene Ontology annotation, cellular component: nucleus. The transcript has 12 exons. The coding region runs from base 528 to 2066 and encodes 512 amino acids. The record is from RefSeq and is a predicted model, not a curated record. Gene Ontology annotation, molecular function: RNA polymerase II cis-regulatory region sequence-specific DNA binding; DNA-binding transcription factor activity, RNA polymerase II-specific. Gene Ontology annotation, biological process: regulation of transcription by RNA polymerase II.
UGUGAGACAGAUAGUCUGUGUGUGCAGGCUAUAGAGACUGUAGCCUACUCUGGGUCCUGAGCUGACCUGGAGCUCCGGUGUUGAUGUCGGGCCGGCCCAGUGCAGCAGAGCUGCUGCGGCUUUAAGCCCGGGCUUUGGGAUGGGCUGGACUCAUAACGUCAUUUCACUUCUCUUUCUUUUUAUUCUUCGCCCCCUCAUAUACUUCCCUCUCGACAUGACGCUCCGCUACACCCCGGGCCAUAGUGAUGAACUUUCUCUGGCGUUUCUCCCUGCGGAGCCUUUUUUUCCCUUCUUUUUCCGGAGCCUCAACUUUUCUGGCGUGUCAUCAUUUGUGGAGUUAGCGCGGCAGAGUCAUCCGAGGCGAGCAGAGCUGCCUGAUAUAUGGAUCCUGUGAAACAGCGGCAGCAGCAGCCCAGGAAAUGCAGCGUUUCUCCACCGACUUAGCGGGACCGAGCGAGUAGAAAUGAGCAGGAGCAAACGGCGAGCCUCGGGACGUUUGCGGGCUAAUUCAGCUACUUCUCAUCAGCAUGAUGCUUUCUCCUCUCUCUCUGUCUCAGGAUGAGUUCCAUCCGUUCAUUGAGGCUCUGCUGCCCCAGGUCCGUGCCUUUGCCUACACAUGGUUCAACCUCCAGGCCAGGAAGAGGAAGUACUUCAAAAAACAUGAGAAAAGGAUGACCAAAGAAGAAGAGAGAGCCGUCAAAGACGAGCUGUUGGGGGAAAAGGCAGAGGUGAAGCAGAAGUGGGCCAGCCGCCUUCUGGCCAAGCUCAGAAAGGACAUCAGACCUGAAUGCAGAGAAGACUUUGUCCUGUCCAUCACUGGGAAGAAAGCUGCGUGCUGUGUCCUGUCAAACCCGGACCAGAAAGGCAAAAUGAGACGCAUAGACUGUCUCCGACAAGCUGACAAGGUGUGGCGGCUGGAUCUGGUGAUGGUCAUCCUGUUCAAAGGAAUCCCGUUGGAGAGCACCGACGGAGAGCGGCUGGUGAAGGGAGGCCAGUGCUCCAACCCAGUGCUCUGUGUCCAGCCGCGACACAUCUCGGUCUCCGUCAAAGAGCUCGACCUCUACCUCGCUUACUACGUACAGGAGAGAGAGGCAGAGCAGAGCAGCAGUCCCAGUCGUACAGGAGUGGGUUCUGAUCAGGAGGACAGUCGCACCGCCACCAUGGAUGGUCCAGAGUUCCAGGAGAGUUUUGUGACUUCAGGAGUUUUCAGUGUCACUGAGCUGGUCCAGGUCUCAAGAACUCCAGUCGUCACAGGAGUAGGACCCAGUUUCUCCAUGGGGGAGCUCCAGGGUCAUCUGGCCUACGACCUCAACCAGUCUGCCAACCAGCCAGUCAGCUUGAGACGAUCACUGGCCAGCACCUCAUCCAGCGGGAGUAAGCGACAUAAGUCUGGCUCUAUGGAGGAGGAGGCAGACAGUCCAGGAGGGGAGUAUUACCACUCACCGUCCUCUCCUGCCAGCAGCUCCAGGAACUGGACUGAUGACAUGGAAGGAGGUCUGUCUCCUCCAGUGAAGAAGGCAGAGCUGGACAGUCCCUCUCCCCAGGAAGACUCACCAAGACUGGGCUCCUUCACUCAGCACCACCGGCCAGUCAUAGCUGUUCACAGUGGUCUGUCUCGGAGUCCCCACCCUUCCUCAUCUAUUCAUUUCCCGCCUUCGUCCUACUUCCCCCACGGAGCAAUCCGCUACCCUCCUCACCUGGCCCAGGACCCCCUGAAAGAUCUGGUUUCAUUGGCCGGUGCCCCUGCCAAUCAAAGCCCCAGCUCGCUGAAUGGCAGCAACCAGGUCAAAGUGCUCAACCACUACAUCUCCUCUCAGAUGUUGGCACCGCCAGGACCAGCAUCCUCCCUGGCCCCUCCCCCGUCCCCCCUCCCCAGGCCUGCAGAGUCAAAGGCCACUCCCACCUCCUCUGAUGGGGGAGCAAACUCGCCCACAUCACCCAUCUUGGUAUCUGGGCAACUGAGCGACCUGUGGAGGAGGGCUGACUGUCAUGGCAGUAUUGUGCUGGAGGACAGGAAGCAGUGUGGUCCAGACAUUGCCAGAGGGAAAAUCUAUUCAUCUUUGUAGAAGUGUGCGCAUACAUCUAUAUAAAUAUCCAGUGGGAUAUAUUUCUAUAUUUGUAUGAACCCAGAAGAGACAGCGAUACGGUGGACAAAAAGAGCUUUGCUGCGAGACACUAAAUGCUUCUUCCAAAUGUCCUCUGACGUGAGCUGUGAUGUUCCAGUGAGCUGAUGAGUCUGGUUGGUCCCGAUGAACUGCAGACCAGAACCAGAACCAGAACCAGGCCUCAGCACCCCGUUCCUACGGUAACCCUAGUGUAUUCCCUGGGAUGGAUAUACCUGGGUCUCUACCCUACAUCCAGUAAAGGCCUCCUCCCUGGGACAGACACAGACCUCACACCUCUCCCCCCCGCCCCAACACCCAGAAUGCCCCUCUCCGCUGCAGGUGCUGCUUAUAAUAUAUGCAAAUAAGCCUCCCUUUUUUUCUGAAGCGACUAGAAAGAGAUCCUGUUGUUGAUUUGUACUGUUUCUUUGCACUUUUGAAUGUGUUAUGGAUCGUCUGAAGAAUUCUUUUCUCUCUUCCCACCAAAAAGACAGAGGCUUUGUCUUUUUUUAUUGACAAUCAUCAGCCUGAAACAAUUACGUUGCUUUGCUAAGCUCAUGUUUUUAAGACUGUUUGAUUGUGCUUUUUUAAUCCGAAAAACAAUGAGUCAUAGUGGAAUAUAAGAGCUAUAUUCAUGUCCCUCCAACACAACACACAAUGCUACAGCUGGACACCAGGCAAGAGUUGGGACAUCUUUUUAAUAUCCUGUUGCAUCCUUCCCUUCAGAUAGCACUUAUCCAAGCAGCCAGAGGCACCUGUAGCAUGGUGUGUGUGUGUGUGUGUGUGUGUGUGUGUGUGUGUGUGUCCCCUGCUCUGUUCUGAGGAGAUUGUGUUUGGGGGUUUGUACUUGUAUGUAGGUAGAUUAGAGAGAGAUUUAGCAGCGUUGCACUAUGAGAAGGUAACGAUGUUACCCAGCUGGCAGGCUGUGGUGUGUUGGCGGUUGCUAUGACAGCAGGUCAUGUGCACGCUGACUUGAACUGAGCACAAAAUCCAGGUUUCUUGUCCAGAAGGCGUCCCUGACCAGUCUGUGGAGUAGCGUUGGUUUCAAGUCCAACCUUGAUGGUUCACCACAAGUCAAUGAUUUCAAACCAGUCGGUUGCUUUUCUGCGUCAACCUCGUAUGUGACAGUUCUUUAGUGAGGAAACAAUAUUCUGGCUUUUCACAGCUUCAUUUACUCAAUAAUCUUUUAAAAUACAUUUAAUAGCUUAGACAUGCUGCAUUUUAACUUUUGACAAGGUUAGCAUUUAAUAUGAAUCCCUGUCUGCACGUUCAAAGCAAGGAAGACACAGCGAGAUGUCAGUUCGGGGCAUAGCAACAAUUCAGUCUGCGUGCAUUGGUCAAAGAUCUGAAGGCAGAAUCAAAUUAUCAAAUAUAUCAUUUAUUCGUACUUCUCUGUGAAAUGCAACAGUAGUAAAACAUGUCCUUGACCUUUUGCUAUUUCAUACGCCAUCUCUUUAGAGAUGAAAACUCUGAAUAUAAAUUAGAAUUUUAGGAACUCAUAUUUUAUAAUGUGUGCCAUAUUUGAAUCUCCAAGGCUUUGCAGCUGUAAAGCAGACUGGUGACAUGUGUUGCCUGGGGAUGUGGAUAGGUGUUUCUGUGUUGAGGUGCAAUCAGAAUGAACGGCAAGCAAAUGUUCACCUCCGCGUUAUUCACAUGAAUUUGUUUCUGCAGUCUGAAGACGUUGCUCCGUGAUCCAAACAGCAGUUUAGGGCCGUGGUCCCACAGCUGUCUUCUGGAAAGAUCCAAUGUUUUCUGAGGGUGAAACUAAUAUUUCCAACCGCUGCCGCAGUGAACUUUGUCACUAAAUGCCGGAGCUCCACAAGGGCGUGUGCUUAGCCCACUGCUGUUCUCAAUGUACUGUAUACUGCUGUUAGAAGUCUGAGCAGCAGACCUAGUGUACGUCCGGCAAAGCCGAGUGGAGCAGUGCUGCACGGUCAGUGGAAAUAUUGGAUUCAUUCACUGUUUUUUAUUGCUCCGGGCAGAAAGCAGACAUCUGUGGGAUCACAAAAAGCCUUUGCAGAUGUAACCUGCUGUAGUAAAAGAUAACUACGGUAGUGACAUUCAGAGUAAAGUGUGAACCCACUGUAGAGAGCGGCUGUGUGUGUUUGAAAUCAUCUCAUAUUUUCCUCCAGUCCUUUGUCCUUUAAAACGUUGUUUUCCAUUCACACAGAAGCGUCUUUCUGUUGACUGCCGUGUCUAAAGUUGGGUUUGCGUUCGGUCUGAUCACAGGGGUCUUUUCUGUUCCUUUUCCCCGGGUUAGGGUUAGCGUCAGCGUCUGCAAGGCUUCAGAGUUCACACUGAAGGUGCCGAUAGGAGCUGGGCUUUGGUUAAAGUUGGCUUCCAGCUGAUGUACAGUGCAUGGUGCUGCCCUGGUCGCUGUGGCGACCAAAUGAAUGCAUGGCUCAAACUGAUGAUACCUCUCCCUCUCUAUCCUGCUCUCUCUAUCCUCAGUGGAUUGGAGGGCUGUCUCUUUCUUUAGAUUUGUAUAAUAGCCCUGUUAUUAAACUUCUAUUUUGCACGAUACGUCAUAAAACACAUUAUGUGCCUUGCCUUUAGUUAGACAACAAUAAUACAUUAAGGAAAAGUGGUCACACUUUUCAUGGUACAGCUGGUAGCACUUAAAAAACAGCAACAACAAAAAAGCUGCAUGUGUGAUGGCUCGACAUGAAGCGGUGUAGCAGGUACACAGUGUUGGCUUAAACAGUGCAGUGUAUGAAGCAGAGGCUGGGGGGGCAUUGCUUAUCCUCUGCUACCAUCACGCUGGACACAGUGGGAGGGGAAAGUCUGACAUUUUGGGGGAAUGACACUUGAGAGUCACAUGGAAGGACACACAGUGUGGACCUGUUGUAUACGUAGUCCAGAGCUCUGCACGGAGCUGAGCUAACACAUCCCAACCCUGACCUCCAGGUCAUCAGCUGAUAGGGUAGGUGUGGGGAUUGGCCCUCCACAUAGAUACUGUUUCACAUGACCAAGUGAAUCAUCGCCAUGACGACAGAGCGCUCAGAAACAUGGAGUCAAAGUGCUGAGAGACUAAAACUGGAAAAUCGCUAUAACAGCAGAUCUCGGACGUCCCUCCACUGUAAGCAGCUGAUGUGGCUCAGAUCGGUGUGUGUGUGUGUGUGUGUGUGUGUGUGUGACACACUGACAGUGGUGAAAUGUUGCGAACCAAACACUAUGGAAGGUCCUCCCAACACAAACCUCAGCUCUGCCUGCAUCCUGUUCUCAUAUGAAGUGUUAAAUACACGAUUGACAGUAUUUAUUGCAGGGAAAAGUCUUAUUGUGAAUAUUUUGUCAGGCAUUUAGCCAAAGUGGCCAAGCCACUCAACCCCAUCUAAUGGAGAGAUGUUAAGCAGCUCUGUGAUUGGCCACUGGAACACCGUCCACAAGAUGACUCUGACCACGUGACCAAUCACGGCACGAGAUACUACUAAGGCCAUAGAUGAGUUUGACUUUUAUAUGGGUGCAUGCACGUAACACUAUUCUUACCCUGCUUGGCAUUCAUGUUAGUCUUGAGUUAUUUCUUGUGUUGUUUUUAUUGUGUUGCUUGUAGUAUUAUAGUUUUAAACACUGCAGUGUGUGUGUAAAAUGUGUACAACAUGAACUUAUCAGUCAUAAAAAAGGAUGUAUAGAUGUUUGAGAUGCUGGCCAAGUAGCAGAGGAAGACCCAUGAGAUGGGAGGAGUUAAGCUCAGCCGCGUGAGUGAGGAUGGACCAUGAAAGGCAAACACUGUUUAUGGAGAGAGACAAUGUUGGAAGUCGGGGUGAAGGGAACUAGAAUGCUUAAUAUCUGACACUGGAUCAGUGAUGGACACUGAACACCGGUCAGUGGAAAGCCAGCAGACCUGGCUGACUCAGGUCCUGGGGCAGCUCUUGGAUGGUAGUGGACCUCUCGUUAAGUGAAGAGCGCUUUAGAAAUGAGCACAGGAUAAAGAUACAGACACACGCCUAAAACUAAAUAAAAUGUGCUCAGUAGUGACGAUCAGAAAGCUCAGAACUCGGAGCUUUGUGUCUACUGAAGAGCUCGAGUCACAGAUACCAGGCCGUUGUUUGCACUCCCUCUUUGAAUCAAAGAUAUGUUGGCGGUAAUAAUGCCCUAAAUAAGACAACUGUGGUGAUCUGUGUCUCCAGCAGCACCAGGUAUGAAGCUGGACUGUCACAUGGUUGUUUCUGCCUGUGAUGCACAACAGGAACCUGAGUGCAGGCCAACUAAAGUCUCUCUAGUUCAAAUUGAAGAUAACAGCGAAACCAGCGUAAUUCUUUCUUGUAAAUCAGCUGUCUCCCGCAGCACAUGGUAGCACUGCUCCGUAUGCUCUACCUGGAGCCAAGAUCAACAGGGAUGGAACUUGCGAGAUGAUGUACGCUCUAUUUAAGCCGAGUCUGUAGGUUUCCAGGCUGUCAGGAGAGGUUUGCUUGUGUGUUGGAGCAGGUUUAUGAUUUGUGAUUCUUUUUCUCUCUCGCUGACAGUAGAACAUGCACAAAAGCGAGCCAAAAUGUGUGAAUAAUGUGUUCAUCACAUGCAUUCAGCUUCUCACGCGAAGCUUUCUAUUCAAAUAUACCAGCAGGUCAGCAACAAACAGAAGCAGUGCCGAUCAUUUGGCUGCUUUGUUCAGUGUCUACUGGGACAUCACCAGACCUGGCCAGUGGAGAUGGGCUGUGCAGGUAACAAGCCAUAAAACAACCCAAAGAGUGGAAGGAACGUUUAGAGGAAACACUGACAGACUAUAAAUAAGGUUCUUCAUUUAGGUCGGAUUGACAGAUGUGACCUAUUUUCACCUCGGUGAAAAAAAUAAGGUUACCAAAGACGGGAACUAAUCAGCAACGUCAUGCUAACCAAUGACUAGCUAACAAGUAUCUCCUGAAUCUCUCAGCAUACUGAGCUCACCAGGCUUUCCAAAAAGGAGACGCCUUGAUCCCUCUAGGUGCUCCUGCUGCAGUGAAUGGAUGCGUGUCGGCUCAGUGUCACGGCCUGCUGGGACACUUGAAGAACAGAGCCAUUGCUCGUGUUGUUAGCAACAAAGCUUGUGCCGUCAUCGUACUGAGUUGUUACUUGGUCAUCAAUGGCCGUCAAUGAGAGGCCCCAUUAGAUCCUGACUGAAACGCAUCACUCCCUCCGUUAGUUACUGUUGAACAGCCUUCAGUCAACACUCUUCUUCUCCACCUCCUGACAGGUUCAGCUUUUGGAGAUGGAGUGCGUCUCCCACUCCCCCUUGUCAGGAGACCGUUAUUAUAUUCUCCAGGCACAUGUGAUGUUGGCAGUCGAAGCAUUGGACCAGAAAGAUGCUGCGCUGGGGAAAGUUGGGAAAUAGACGUGUAUCGGUCAUUUUACUUCCAUUAUAUCAUAUUAACUCAUACACAAUAAUGUGUGCCAAAUAACAACUCAGUAUAAUGCACUAUAUAACUUGAGGGACUUGAAUAAGAAAGAUGCAGUGUUUAGUUUAUUUGAGGUAUUCAGGCACAGUUUGUUAACGUAAGCAUCUACAGGAGCAAAUCAUUACGUACUGCCUCUUUAACAUCUAUCGUCUACUUUACAGUCCUUGAUUUAUUCAGGAGCUAUUGGUUAACUAUGCAUUCAUUAGCACUUAGCAUCCAUCGGUUUAAUGUUACUACCUUCUUUGCGUUGCCUCAGUUCGGAGCCGGAGUGUCCCAUUUAGCAGUUGUCAGGAUCCCCAGUGUUCCUGAAGUAAGCACUGGAUCCACUUGCUGUGUGUUAAACUUGGUCGAAGCUGGUGAGCUGACAUGAUUGGCAGGAUGAAAAGUCACAAAUCCUGCUUACUCUUAUGGAAACAUCCACUGUGGGAAUGGUCCGUUUCUACUUAAGCGAGUUGGCUGCGUGUUGUUAACGUGUUGGUGUUAUAAGUUCCCUCUAGAUUUUGUCUUCACUCUGCGGUACAAACCUGACCGCUGUCAGCACUGUUAGCAGAGAAUAACCAAAUGGUUAGGAUUCAUCAUAUCAGAAUCAGAAGUGUUUUAGGAUCAGGAUUGUCAGGUUAGGGUUAGUAUGGUGGGCAGUUCUAACUGCAGGUGAACAGAAGAUCAGUUCUGCAGAAAGGUUUCUAUCUAACAAUUGAACUUUGGGUUGGGGGCAUUUUUCAUAGAGGGCUCUUUUCUACAAACGACUAAUGCCAUGUCACAUUCUACCUUGCUGUUGCCUGAAAACCUUGUAACCUUGUAAGUUUCUUUUUGCUGUUUCUUACUUGAAAUGUAUUUGUUAGUGGCCCUUCAAAGCCUUUCUGUAGUUCAGACUGGCAGCAGUUGGAAACCUCUGAUCAGAUUUUAUAGAGCUGCAGGUUUUUCCUGUGACGGUGAUGCCAUAUUGAUUCCUUUCUGUAUGUGCGGGUACGUUGCUUCUGCACACCGCAUAAUCCAUGUGCUGAAGACAGUUUGUAACCAACGAAGAGUUGUUUCUCAGAGAACAUUUUUAUGCAGUCUCAUACUUUAAGGAUUUUUCUUCUCAUAACUUUUCAGAUAUUAUAGUAAAGGACUGCUUUGCUUGCUUCCAGAUAUAUAUCCCUUACAUCAGAGAGAGCAUAGGCAUGAACAGCUUCCAUCAGUUAUUGCAUGACUCCAGUCCACACAGGCCACAGUCCUUUUCACUCUCACUGAACGUCAGGACGAUUGGUAAUCAAUGAUAGAUGAUGGUUCCCCCAAGGCCCAGGUCACAAGUCUAUUCUUUUCUAAAUUGGAACAUCUCAGAGUGCAUUGUCACACCAUGGUCCCUUCCCAAAGAACCCAUUCUGUACCAGACGUUUCUCAUCUAACUUGACUAACUAACUUGAUAUUAACUUGACAGCCAAUCAGAAGACAAAGCAUGACUUGCUAUGCCAGUAUAAGAUAAUAAUAGUCUUUCUUGUGUUCUGACAUUGACCUGGCCGGAGACGCUCACUGUGGAAAGGGCUCUGCUCUGGACUGGAUGUAGUUUGUAGCAGCUUCAACGCCAGCUUUGAGUACUUUUCCUUUGGAUGUUUUUCAGCUGAAGCUAAAUUCAAUAAUCGACCUUUAUUUGCAUGAUGUAAAGUGUUCCUCUAAGACUGCAUUGAGACAGGGACAGGACAGGAUGUCUGAAGCAACACCUGUCUGUCCAGGGUCUGUCUUUUCUGUCCCUGUUUGAAUGAGUGACAGCUGUCCGAACCAGUGUUUCUGACCUAAUGUUGUUCUGCUGUGGGGGAUAUUAACAUCUUUGAUAAUAUGUCAUUAUAACCAUAUUUAGCCAUUGCUAUCAGCAAAUGCUGAUGAAUUCAUUACUGGAAAUGAGUAUGUUUCCCUAUGCAAAAAUAUACCAUCAAUAAACAAGCUAUACCACAACUGA